AAGCGCCGCAAUGACGCCCGCCCUUCAGCCGCAUCGCGACAUCUGCUCCACCAUUAGUGCGCUAACCCCCCGGCCCGCAUAGUCAACGUGAGACGUUAGCGAUCCUCCUCGUGCCCCGGAGAUGACCAGGGCGAUAGCGUAGCUGUUUGAAAACACCAAGCGAGCUUCGGCGACGGUGCCACGCCCUGGCCAUGGGCGGCUUUCUAGAGCGCUGCUGUGGGGAUGGCCUCAACUGACAAUUCGGCGCCGUUGCUAUUUGCGGCCCCGAGCGAAACAUCGCCCCUCUCGCCUCGUAGGUAUAUCUAUCUCUUCUCGCCGUCCCUCUCAGCUUUCCUUCGACAUCCUCACAAGGCUCGCCAUCCUUUGCAUUCGAAUCGCUCUCUUUUCCGGUCUGUGACCACCACAUUCAUUCUACACUACACAUUCCUUCUUCCGGUACAGGUACCAGGACACUCUUCCUCGCUCGCAGCAUCAAUCCUUCCAAAUCAAACUCCAUCAAAAUGAAGUACUCCUAUGCUAUUGCCUCCCUCCCGGCCCUGGCCACCACCGUCCUCGGCCACGGUUUCGUCACCAAGCCCACCGCCCGUAUGCCCGGUGAUGCCAUGGCUGCCGCUUGCGGUCAGCAGGUCUACAACAACCAGAAGUCCGACAACUACGGCAACAUCCAGGGCGAGCUCCAGGUCGCCUCCUCCCAGAGCGACUACGAUGCCGCCAAGUGCGACAUCUGGCUCUGCAAGGGUUACAAGCUCGCCGACAACAAGGACAACGUCCAGAGCUACACUGCUGGCCAGAAGGUCACCUUCGAGGUCGAUGUCCGCGCUCCCCACACCGGUGUCGCCAACGUCUCCGUCAUCGACACCGCUUCCCACAGCCCUAUCGGCGAGCCCCUGAUCAGCUGGGACAAGUACGCCACCACUGAGUCUGGUGUCAAGAAGACCGACACCAACUUCGAGGUCACCAUGCCCAGCGACCUCGGCUCCAAGUGCUCCACGGCCGGUGACUGCGUUCUCCAGUGGUACUGGUUCGCCGAGUCCAUCGACCAGACCUACGAGUCUUGCGUCGACUUCACCAUGUCUGGCUCCGGCUCCGGCUCCUCCUCCAGCUCCACCGGCACCAACGCCAAGGUCGCCGAGGCCGCUGUCAGCUCUGCUGCCUCCAGCACCCUGGCCACCGUCGCCACCCCCGCCACCGCCGCCACCACCGCCGCCUCCUCCACCGACGACCGCGUUGCUCAGCUCGAGUCGCUCGUCCCCUCCUCGGUCCUGACCUCGGUCCUGAGCAAGCCUACCGGCUCCGUCUCUGCUGAGGCCCCCUCCACUGACCUCCCCGAGGGCACCACCGUCCAGGACCUCAUGGAGUGGGUUGCCUACUACCUCAACGGCAUGUUCCAGGGAAACAACCUCCACGCCCGUGACGUCGCCCCCGAGCGCCGCUAAGCGCUUCAUUGCGAACAUGCUCGGCUUAGGACAGGUUUAAUGGGUGGAUUUCUUCUCCAUCUUGGCUAGAUUACGGGGUGUUUAUUAUUGAUGAACCGGCUAGACUAGAUGGGCUUCUUUUUGGUGCUUGGAAAGGAUUGGUGUGAAACUUACAAAUGAGGCAAAGGCUGUCGUGUCUUUCUAUGUAUUAUUUAGUCGAAUCAACUAAAGGAUGCG
Messenger RNA from Aplosporella prunicola CBS 121167, 1652 nucleotides. RefSeq lists its product as uncharacterized. Lineage: Eukaryota; Fungi; Ascomycota; Dothideomycetes; Botryosphaeriales; Aplosporellaceae. The record is from RefSeq and is a predicted model, not a curated record. The transcript has a single exon. Bases 501 to 1436 code for a protein of 311 amino acids.